AUGUCAAUUCAAUGUAAGUGGGCGAAGAAUGGCGGUGACAUUAGCAUCGUUCUAGAGGCUCUUCGUGUGGAAGAUCUGGAUUCCUCUGUGCAGACUCCUUUUGCCUUGUUACCUCAUAUGAAAUAUGCUAGCACACUCAAGAAUCCGGUGGAUCGUUAUAGACAAACCAUGAUGGAGGAUUUUGAGUUUACUGAUGGUGACUGCUCUUUCUCACAAGGUAAACAUAAGCUUGACUUUGAAUGGCGCUGUGCUGUGAUUGCGAAUCUCAUGGGAAAACCUAAUUCUACCAACACUUUUGACUUCAUGCUGAGAGAAAAUGGAGACCUGACUUUCUGGGUCAGAAUUUUUGGUCUACCUGUCAAGUAUUUCAAGGAGUUCACUGUUGCUAAAAUUGGAAAGAUACUUGGUGAUGUUGUGAGGGUUGGCAAGCUUACUAUUGGACAAUCUAGAGGAAAAUUUGCUCGUGUCUGUGUUGAAGUUGAUCUAAGCAAGCCUCUGCGUCCAUAUGUUGAAGUUGAAUCUACUGCUUAUAAUGUUGUGUAUGAAGGCAUCUCCCUUAUUUGCUUCGAGUGUGGCUGCUUUGGUCACUCUAAGGAUAAAUGUCCCACACUAAAAUUUCCUGCAAAUGAUAGCAUUAUUCAACAUGACCCUAGUAGUGAUACUGCUCUGGCCCAUACCAAUGACUCUACUAGAGUUGUCCCUUCUGAUGUUAACAUGACAAGUGUGCAAAAUGGGCAAGUCUCCCCUCCUCCCUGUGAUGUAAUUAAGGAGGAUAUGGGACCUUGGAUGCUUAUGAUUUACAGGAAUAAGAAGAAAAGCAAUGACAGUGGUGCAGCCAAAAAACAUGGAAAUUCUAGUUCCAGGUUUUCUAUUUUGCAGGAGGAAAGUGGCAUGGAAUCUGUUCUGCCUGAGAAGACUAUAAAGGACAAUCAUGUUGACAUUGUGGCCCCUAUUGUCAAACUUUGGAAGAAUUUUCAAGACAAAAAGAAAGUUGCCUCUGUGUCCACCAAAGCCAAUUCUGCUUCUGACACUGAUGCCAUUUUGAAGAGUCCUGAUCUAGCUGGUAAACUCUCCCCAGCUAAAGUUACUUCGGUAUUUGCUGAUAAGUCUAAUAUGAAGAGCAAGGGAGAAUCCCAAUGAGAGAUGUUUCAAACAUUGGAAGCUGCAGUGGGUCCAAAGUUGAUUUGCAUUAUCAAAGGAAAGCUAAAGGUAUUCACUAUUCAUGAUGCUGAUAACUUUGUGGAAAAAACUUUUGCUGAUAAUAGCAUGGUGACAAUUAAUGAUGACCUACCUUCCCAUGAUGGGGAGAGCAUGGUCGAUGCUUAAAUGGGGUGUCUACCCUCUCUUUCUUUGCAUCUCCAUGUUUAAAGUUUUAUUUUGGAAUGCCAGAGGUGCUGGAAGUGAGAAUUUUCGAUCUGCUAUUACAGACUUAGUCAAUCUUCACUCUGUUGAUAUUUUAGCUAUUUGUGAACCUCGUGUUCAAUUUAGUAGGGCUAAGGAUACUCUUAGAAAACUUGGUUUUUCUGAUUUUAGAAUUGUAGAAGCUGAGGGCUUUUCUGGUGGUACUUAGCUCCUGUGGAAUAGUCUUAAAGUUCAUGUUGACUUCAUUGAUA
Messenger RNA from Rosa chinensis, 1613 nucleotides. RefSeq lists its product as uncharacterized. The record is from RefSeq and is a predicted model, not a curated record. The transcript has 3 exons. Lineage: Eukaryota; Viridiplantae; Streptophyta; Magnoliopsida; Rosales; Rosaceae. Bases 1 to 1140 code for a protein of 379 amino acids. Gene Ontology annotation, molecular function: nucleic acid binding; zinc ion binding.